Messenger RNA from Drosophila ficusphila, 1044 nucleotides. RefSeq names its product meiotic recombination protein P22. Lineage: Eukaryota; Metazoa; Arthropoda; Insecta; Diptera; Drosophilidae. The record is from RefSeq and is a predicted model, not a curated record. The transcript is spliced from 2 exons. The coding region runs from base 1 to 957 and encodes 318 amino acids.
AUGGAUAGAACACCAAGUCCAGCCUCCACCUACUGUUCGUUUACUGUUGGGCGACAUACUUCUCCAAUACGGAGAUCGCAGCGACUAAUUGACAAGGAAAACCGAGAUUUGCCAAAGAUUCCAGCCAACAGUCGUUCUCCCCAAUUGUUUGGGGACACCCAGGAAGAGUAUAGCCAGCUACUUUGCCAGCAGGAGAAGAUUCCGACCAAAAUUGUGCAUUUGGAGGAAGAGUUAAAAUCCUCUCAUAAACUUGUGCAUAUGAAGUCUGCGGAUAAAGUCGUUCCCCUGAAACCUUUGAAUAAAAUUAUCCACACAAUUCCGCAAGAUAAAAUUAUUCAUCUACAGGCUGAAGUUAAUAACUUAGAGGAGGACGUGGAUGAGCCUCCAAGGAAGUCGCGAAAGCGGAACCAUCAUGCCAAGCCAAAAAAUCGAGUGCCGAAAGAACCGGCUAAGAGAAAACCCAAAAAUCGUAAUUUAACUGCUCCAGAUGUUAAUUUAAAAAACUCAAUCUCUCCAUCAAAGUUACCUUCUCAAUAUCCGCCACAUUUUGUCCACCAACUGCCACUUGCAGAAGAUGACACUGUGAUUCCAAUUCGUCCUUUAUCAGCUCCGGCUGCUCAGCUGCGCGAUUCGUGUUUAACACCCAUGGGCACCCGUUGUGGAAUUUGGGACACUUCCCCAUCGAUACUUAAUUCCGAGAUCUCCUUGAAUAUCUCCCUAAGCGAGUCCAUGGAAGAAAUAUUCGGAACCAGGAACAUACACGAUAUACUGGCAAUGCAGAAACCACGUCAAUACAUUUUGAUUGAGGACCACCUGCCCACUGUUGCCUCCAUGUUGAAUGUGAGCCUGGAGCGCCUGCGAAGUGUCCUGGAAAUCACUCAGGGCUGGACCCAUGAUCAAUUUCUUCAUUUUCCGAUCAAGCAGGAAAUGGAGGACGUGGAGGAUCAGUCAAACUAGUCCUGCACAUCUGCAUUUUAUAUUCGUAUAGAUAACCACCAUAAAUCCUUACGAUCCAAAUUACAAAGAAUGUGGAUAGUUCUCAUA